ACGGAACUUCGCAAUAAAUUAACCGAGAUGGUUACGAAUCUACGCUUUGCAAAAAAAUACUAUUUAAAAAAAAUAACUAAAGAACACUAUGAGCAAAGAUUCUGACAAUGGUAAUUUUAUGCUAAAUGGACAUAAAUCUGAAGAUGCUUCCGAUGAAAAACCGCCUUCACAAACGUAUUGGACUGAAAUAGAAAUUGUAGGUAACACUAGAAAUUUAAGUCCUAUGCUUUGGACUCUUUCUCAUCUUACUGGACUUUAUUUAAGAGAUAAUGGUAUUACUCGUAUACCUGGUGAAAUAUCAAAGCUUAAAAACUUGACGAAAUUAGAUCUUUCGAAAAACAAGUUAAGAAGUCUGCCAAAUGAAAUAGGAGACAUGAUUGAGCUUACAGAUUUAAAUUUAUCCUACAACGGUCUUCGUGUUUUGCCUAAUGAAAUUGGUCGUUUAUAUAGACUGAAAGCUCUUGCACUGCAGGGAAAUCCUUUGCCAGCUGAAAUAAUGAGUUUACCUCUUGAUAAGCUAUUGACUUUGAUGCUGGAUAAUCUUACAGUUUGUCCAAGACCACCAGCAAGACAAUGGAUUUCUAUUGAACCAGCUUCUACUGAGAAUGGUAGUUUUAUAGUAAUGUCAUAUAAUGUCCUGAGUGAUAAACACACCAACCGACAACUCUAUGGAUAUUGUCCACAGUGGGCUUUGAACUGGGAUUACAGAAAGAGUGCCAUCUUAAAAGAAAUUUUACAGUUUAAUGCUGAUAUUCUGAGCUUGCAAGAAGUUGAGACCGAGCAGUAUUGGAAUUUUUUCUUACCAGAACUAAAAAAGAAUGGCUAUGAUGGAAUAUUCAACCCCAAAUCUAGAGCAAAAACAAUGCCAGAAGAAGAAAGAAGAUUUGUUGAUGGUUGUGCUGUCUUUUGGCAGAAUACCAAGUUUACUUUAAUUAAAGAACACUUAGUCGAAUUUAACCAGUUAGCUGCAGCUCACGCUGAAGGAGCUGAUGAUAUGGUAAACAGAGUCAUGCAGAGAGAUAAUAUUUGUGUUAUGGCUUUGCUAGAGAUGAUAAAACCAGUGCCUGAGCUUGAUAAUAUCAAACCAAAAAUAAUUGUUACUAAUGCUCAUAUCCACUGGGAUCCCGAGUAUCGCGAUGUGAAAGUGAUUCAGACAUUGAUGUUGAUGAGAGAGCUAAAGAAAUUUAUGGACGAAAUAACAGCUGAAUAUAAAAUUGAAAAGGUGCCAAAUAUUAUUUGUGCUGAUAUGAACUCGAUGAUAGAUUCUGGAGCAAUAGAAUUUCUCGAGCACGGUCGCAUACCUGUGAGUCAUCCUGAUUUUCAGAAACUAAAAUACGGGGGUUAUCUUUCAAGAUAUGCAGAUAAGGAUAAAAAAGGAUUAGAAAUAAUAACUCAUCCUUUUAACUUAAGUCGUGCUGGUAAAAAAAAUCCUUUGCCAUUUACUAACUUUACAUAUGACUUUACAGGAGUUUUAGAUUAUAUUUUUUAUACCAGUGAUAUUAAUCUUCUCGGUGAACUCGGUCAAAUUGACAGUGAAUAUUUAAAGAAAAAUAAAAUUAUCGGAUUUCCUCAUCCACAUUUUCCGUCUGAUCAUAUAUAUUUAGUGGUAGAGUUUGAUUUUAAUUUAGAGUCAACGUAGCCUUUUAUUAUACCUUUAUAGAUUUAUAGCUGAGAAAAUAUUUUAGAAUCAUUUAUAAUGUAUCCUAUUUUAAUUUUUUUUUUUUUUUUUUGCUUUGAUUAAAAAUGCUGGGUCGUAUUUUUUAUUUUAUUUUUUAUUUUUACGUAUUUAAUCUGUUAUAACUAAAUCGUUUUCUUUUUUGUUGAUGCUAAAAUGCAGUUAUCAAUCUAAUUAAAAACUAUUUAUUGGUUUAUAUACACGUAUACGUUCAUUUUUUGUCUAUCCUCUAUUUAUAAAACGUUUUCUUCAUCUGGAAUGGUGUAUCUUUUUGUUUUACUUAUUUUUAUGUUAAUGAAGUUUUUAAAGAAAAUUAGGAUUUGAUAUA
Molecule: messenger RNA, 2003 nt
Organism: Hydra vulgaris (swiftwater hydra)
Lineage: Eukaryota; Metazoa; Cnidaria; Hydrozoa; Anthoathecata; Hydridae
Product: CCR4-NOT transcription complex subunit 6
Biological process (GO): nuclear-transcribed mRNA poly(A) tail shortening
Cellular component (GO): cytoplasm; nucleus; CCR4-NOT complex
Molecular function (GO): protein binding; poly(A)-specific ribonuclease activity
Source: RefSeq, a predicted model, not a curated record